AUGAACGACGGUAACGAGCAUCAAAUCAGUUCGAUGAUCGUACCCGUGUGGAUUAGUCACGAGCAUAAUCCCGAGUUAGAGAAACUUAUCUAUGCGCUGCUGGAUGAUCAGUCUGAUACGACCUUUGUUUCGCAGGAAACAUUAAACCACCUUAACGUCAGUGGACCGAAGACACAGCUAUCAUUGUCGACUAUGCACGCGGAGAAUGAAUUGCUACCCAGUCAAAGGAUCAAGGGACUAAGAAUCAGUGAUGUCAUGCAUAGCAAGGUUAUUCAACUUCCCACGAGUUUUUCCUGCAUCGCAAUACCAGCAAGACGUCAACAAAUCCCCUGUCCCGAAAUGGCUAAGAAGUGGCCCCAUCUCAGAGACAUUGCCUCACAUCUGAUACAUCCUCAGAACGAUAUCGAAGUAGCACUUUUGAUUGGUUCGAACUGUCCUCAAGCAAUAAUACCGCGCGAAGUUAUUCCCGGUCAGCAAAAUGAACCCUACGCACAAAGAUCUGAUUUGGGCUGGGGAAUAAUCGGCAAUGUUACCAAGCCCACCGAAAACAACGAUGAAAGUUCAGUAGCCAUCGUUCACCGAGUAACUACGCGUAACCCCACAAGCACCAACACGCCACAGCGGAAGACUUGUUAUUUUGCCAUUAAGCCAACUGUGAAGGAAGUUAUUAAUCCUGCUCAGUUGUGCCAAAUGUUAGAGUUGGACUUUUCCGAAAGAAGAAAUUCUGAGCCAUCAAUGUCACAGGACGAUAAGAAAUUCCUAUCUAAGAUGGAUCAAGGUGCGUAUCAAGAAGAAGGUGGCCAUUACGUUAUGCCCCUACCAUUUCGUGAGCUAGUACCAAAGAUGCCCAACAACAAGUCGCUAGCCUUACACCGACUGUCGAAACUACGAAUUCGCUUGGAGAAGAACGAGAAAUAUCGGAAAGAUUACAGCCGCUUUAUGAAUGACCUCAUCGAGAAAAACCAUGCUGAGAGAGUUCCUGAAAAGGAGCUGGAAAAUGAGGACGGCAGCACAUGGUAUAUUCCACAUCAUGGGGUAUACCACCCGCGAAAGCCAGACAAGAUACGCGUCGUCUUUGACUGCAGCGCAGACUACAAGGGUGAAUCCAUUAACCGCCAUCUAUUACAAGGGCCCGAUCUCACAAAUCAACUCGUAGGUGUUCUGUGCCGGUUCAGACAAGAUCCUGUUGCGCUUACUUGCGACGUCGAGUCGAUGUUUCAUCAAUUCAAGGUUAUCGAAGCACACAGAAACUUCCUACGAUUUCUUUGGUUCGAGGACGGCGACAUAACGAAGAACCCGGUGGAGUACAGAAUGACCGUACACCUUUUCGGCGCAGCAUCUUCGCCAGGUUGCGCAAAUUACGGCUUUAAGAAAAUCGCAACAGACCACGAGAGAGAGUUUGGAUCGGAGGCGGCAAACUUUAUUAAGGACAACUUUUAUGUCGACGACGGCCUAAAGUCGGUCAACACAGCCGAACAUGCGAUUUCUUUGAUUCAGAAAACGAAAGAACUGUGCGCGAAGGGUGGCUUACGACUCCAUAAAUUUGCCUCUAAUUCGAAAGAAGUCAUCGCAGCAAUCCCACCCGAAGAUCGUUCGUGUCAGUUGAAGAACCUCAAUCUCGGAAGCGACCGCCUACCGAUAGAAAGAGCACUGGGAGUGCAGUGAUGUAUCGAGUCCGACGCCUUCCAAUUGCAAAUAACAGUGCAAGACAGCCCAUUGACAAGACGGGGCAUUCUUUCUACCGUCAGUUCAGUAUACGACCCACUUGGUCUUGUGUCACCCGUUGUGCUCAUAGCCAAGCAAAUUCUUCAAGAGUUAUGUCGAGACGGAGCCGACUGGGACGACCCAAUUCCGGAUUCAAUCAAAGUUAGAUGGGAAAGAUGGAGAAGAGAACUUUUCCUACUCAACGACGUAAAAGUACAGAGAAGUUUCAGACCCGAAGGCUUCGAACAACUGAAAUCCGUAGAGCUUCAUCACUUCUCCGACGCUAGUACGUCAGGAUACGGACAAUGUUCCUACGUACGCUUGUUGAACCACGACGGCGAAGUUCACUGUGCGCUCGCAAUGGGAAAGUCACGUGUAUCUCCCCUAAAGAACGUCACGAUUCCACGUUUAGAGUUAACCGCAGCGUUAGUUUCCGUCAGAGUAAGCACCAUGCUACACCGUGAACUUGACUAUGAUAAGAUUCUUGACAUCUAUUGGACCGAUAGUAAAGUUGUACUUGGCUACAUUGGUAAUGACGCUCGAAGAUUUCACGUUUACGUUGCGAAUCGCGUACAACAAAUUCGAGAUGAGACCUCUCCAGAGCAGUGGAAAUACGUUGAAAGCAAGGAAAAUCCGGCCGACGACGCAUCGAGGGGAUUAACGGCUCGCGAGUUUCUCGACAGUAAACGCUGGCUUUCAGGACCUCCAUUCCUAUGGAACCGUAAUCUCAACUUGGCCGCUGACGACCAUCAACCACUUCCUAGUAACGAUCCCGAAGUGAAGACAAACGUUCUCGUCACCCAAGUAACAUCCAGAAGCUUCUCGACAAUUCCCGAGCGUCUCGAGUACUUUUCGGAUUGGCAUCGUGCUAAAAGAGCCGUAGCCGUAAUCGUAAGAUUUCAACGACGAUGGAAGAAAUCUCACUUGCGACCCGAUGAAGCUCCCAUCAGCUCCACAACCGAAUAUCAAGCAUCGAACGUCGAAGAGCUUCUUCAAGCCGAAGUUGCAAUCGUGAAGCAAGUACAAGAACAAGCGUUCUCAAAGGGAAUCCAAACGUUGCGUUCAAUGCAGAAACCCGAUUCCGGUCAAGACGACGUGCGAAGACGUAAAGCGGUCAUGAAGAAGACCAGUUUGCUUCAUCGUUUGGAUCCAUUUCUCGAAGGUAACGUGCCAAGAAAUUGUUGGCGUAUGGCCCGCAUAGAAGAAGCUUAUACCGAUGAGGACGGAUUUGUGCGAAAGGUGAAGCUGGUUAUGAGUGAUCCUUCACUGAAUCGAAAGGGAGAGCGCAUUCGUGCCAAAAGCGUGUUGGAACGACCAAUCCAGAAGUUGGUACUACUAUUAAAAUGCAAUGGUGAUCAAAAUGAAAAUGAAGAUAAACGAUUCCCCGACGGAGAGCCUAACUGA
Messenger RNA from Paramuricea clavata, 3108 nucleotides. The record is from the annotation of a GenBank genome assembly. Lineage: Eukaryota; Metazoa; Cnidaria; Anthozoa; Malacalcyonacea; Plexauridae.